Plectropomus leopardus (leopard coralgrouper) is the source of this 1341-nucleotide messenger RNA. NCBI's taxonomy places the organism in Eukaryota, Metazoa, Chordata, Actinopteri, Perciformes, Serranidae. The record is from RefSeq and is a predicted model, not a curated record.
UAUUCGCACAAGGAUAAAUAACACCAUUCGGCGUUUUUGAGUUGUUUCCAAUCUUGUCUCAGGAUGGCACACAAUGGAUAUUCCGCGUCUGGCCUGCUUUACAGCUUUGUGUUUUUUCUUCAGCUGCCUCACUUAGGCAACGGAGACGUGAGUUUUUCUAUUCCCGAGGAAAUGAAACCCGGAUCUGUCAUCGGAAAUAUAGCAAAGGACCUUGGGUUAAACGUGGGGAAAUUAUCUGCUCGAAAGGCCCGCAUUGACAACGAUCUGAACCGAGAACGGUACUGUGACAUUAAUCUUAACACUGGAGAUUUAAUUGUAGCUGAAAGAAUCGACAGAGAGGCGCUGUGCGGCGAAAAGGCAUCGUGUGUCCUUAAAUUUGAAUUAGUCUUAGAGGCACCUCUGGAGUUGCACCGCAUUUCACUACAGAUACAGGAUAUCAACGAUAAUCCGCCUGUCUUUACUAAAGAUGAAAUCAAAAUAGAAAUCAAUGAAUUGGCUGUGAAAGGAUCUCGCUUCCGCGUUUUGGAGGCACAUGAUAUAGAUAUUGGACAAAACGCUUUACAAAGCUAUGCAUUACAGGCAAACAGUUAUUUAGUGUUGAAAAUUCAGUCGGAAUUAGAUGGAGGUAAAUUCGCAGAGCUUGUGUUGAAUAAGGAACUAGACCGCGAGGAACAGCAGGAGUUGAGAUUACUGCUCACAGCACUAGAUGGAGGCAGUCCUCAAAGAACUGGCACUGCAACUGUGCAUGUGACUGUCUUGGAUGCUAAUGAUAACGCCCCAGUUUUUAGCCAAACGGUGUAUAAAGCCAGUCUGCCCGAAAACUCUCCUCUAGACACUGCAGUGGUCACAGUGGCUGCAACUGAUGCAGAUGAAGGUCUAAAUGGCGAGGUUACUUAUGAAUUGAGUCGUGUUUCUGAAACAAGUAGAAGAGCAUUUGCCUUAAAUCACAACACUGGCGAAAUUAAAGUAAUAGGGCAUUUGGAUUUCGAAAAACAGGCAAUAUAUGAAAUGCGCGUAGCUGCAAAAGAUGGAUAUGGCCUAACCUCAGAUUCCAAAGUGAUAAUUGAAAUCUCCGAUGUUAAUGACAACCCCCCUGAAAUCAAUUUAAAAUCUCUUUAUAACCCCAUACCUGAGAAUGUGUCACCUGGUACAGAGGUGGGCAUCAUUAACGUGCAGGAUAGAGACUCUGAGAAUAACAGACAGGUCCGCUGCUCCAUUCAGCAAAAUGUCCCUUUUAAGUUGGUUCCUUCUAUUAAAAACUAUUAUUCUCUGGUGACCACAGGACAACUGGACCGUGAAGUAGUGUCUGAUUACAACAUUACAAUCACUGCCACUGACGAG